Liolophura sinensis is the source of this 1921-nucleotide messenger RNA. RefSeq names its product isocitrate dehydrogenase [NAD] subunit beta, mitochondrial-like. The transcript has 10 exons. Bases 1 to 1173 code for a protein of 390 amino acids. Gene Ontology annotation, biological process: isocitrate metabolic process; tricarboxylic acid cycle. Lineage: Eukaryota; Metazoa; Mollusca; Polyplacophora; Chitonida; Chitonidae. The record is from RefSeq and is a predicted model, not a curated record. Gene Ontology annotation, cellular component: mitochondrion. Gene Ontology annotation, molecular function: magnesium ion binding; NAD binding; oxidoreductase activity, acting on the CH-OH group of donors, NAD or NADP as acceptor.
AUGGCUUCACGAAGCAUGCACCGGUUCCGAACAGCGUUCGUUGGACUCUAUCGAGCUGUCCAGAAACAGACAUGUCCUAAUCAUGGAUACUCACGAUGUUUACACCAGGGAGCACCACUUACACAGGCCUUGGGAAUAAGCGAGCCUGUGUCUAAACCUGCUGGCCGUCACACUGUCACCAUGGUGCCAGGAGACGGGGUGGGACCUGACCUAAUGACUAGCGUCCGUGAGGUAUUCAGCGCCGCUGGUGUGCCGAUUGACUUUGAGGAAAUCUUCAUCAGUGAGGUUCAGAAAGGUACCAGUGCAGAUCUGGAGGCGGUUGUGCAGUCUCUGCGGACCAAUGGAGUCGGGCUUAAAGGAAUUAUAGCUUCACCCAGUGGCUUCAAGGGGGGCAUCCUCCAGACCCUCAAUAUGAGGCUCAGGUCUGAGCUGGACCUGUUUGCUAAUGUGGUCCUGUGCAAGAGUCUGCCUGGCUUCAAGACGCGGCACAAUAACCUGGACUUUGUGAUCAUUAGAGAACAGACCGAAGGAGAAUACAGCGCUUUAGAGCAUGAGAGUGUAGAAGGAGUUGUCGAAUGUUUGAAGAUUGUUACAAGAGCCAAGUCGAGUCGUAUUGCCAAGUUUGCAUUUGACUAUGCAGUUCGUCAUGGGAGGAAGAAAGUGACAGCAGUUCACAAGGCUAACAUCAUGAAGCUGGGGGACGGACUGUUCCUUCAGUGUUGUGAAGAAGUGGCUGCCCUUUACCCAAAGAUUGAGUUUGAGACCAUGAUCAUUGACAACUGUUGUAUGCAGCUUGUAUCCAACCCGCAUCAGUUUGAUGUGAUGGUGAUGCCUAACCUCUAUGGUAACAUUGUGGACAACCUGGCAGCUGGACUGGUAGGGGGUGCUGGGGUAGUCCCAGGGGAGAGUUACAGUCAAGAGGUGGCAAUCUUUGAACCCGGGGCUAGACACCCGUUUGCUCAGGCAGUGGGUCGUGACAUUGCCAACCCGACAGCUAUCUUGUCUGCAUCUGUCAACAUGCUGACACACAUGCAUCUGGAAUUUCAUGCCAAAGUCAUUGGGGAUGCCCUGGAACGAGUGAUCAAGGCGGGCAAGGUGAGAACUCCAGACAUGGGAGGCUACUCAACCACCACUGAUUUCACCGGAGCAGUAAUAGAUCAUAUUGACUUAUGACCUUAGUGCCUCAAUUAGUGUAACUUUAAUAAUACCGUACAUCUUUGUAGUCACUGUCAAGAACUCAACAAUGGAAGUAAAACAAUAUUUGUUAGUGUUUAUACAUCACUGAUGGCAAAUGUUUUUUUUUUAUAUCACAUAAAACCUGAAGGACUAUUUAUGUUCUUUUGUGAAGUGUAUUGUAAUUUGGCUUGGUCCUCAGCAUUGUACCUGUUGUUUUCAGACACCUGCUGUGGUGGGCACUUUGUUAGCUGUGUUAUCCUCGUAUUUGAAUGUUAUUACAUGUUAUGUUCUGCUAAAUUUGUAUUAAUGUUGAAUUUUAAAUGAUAAUUUAUUACCUCAUGGAUUAACUGCACAUUGAUGUAUAUUGUACCUGUCAGUAGUUCUUCAGUGACCUCAGGCCUGUGUUUAUCAAGCAAGCAAGACCUAGUCACAAAUUGCAAGUGCUUAAAAAUUGUAGAUUGUUCAUUGUACUACAGUAAAGAAUCAGUGUACAAAUUUCCAACUUCGUAGGGCAAAAUAUUUUAAUUGUAGCUGUUUUUUUUUUGAAUUGACUAAGUCUUAAAACCCCAGAUAAAUAUGGUCCCCAGUAAAGUUAAACUGUCAGUUUGUUACCUGGCAGUUGUUUUAUGUAGUUGCAUGAUAUUGAGAGGUGACCAGCACGUGCAUAUAGGUUAACUUUCAAGCAUUUACUUGAAAUAUGUACUCAGGUGCAGGAAAUUAACAAAAAGAAAAAAAAAAAAAAUAG